GCGCCGCCCGCCGCCAUGCGGUUCCGGUUCGGGGUGGUGGUGCCGCCCGCGGUGGCCGGGCCGGGCCCGGAGCUGCUGGUGGUGGGCUCGCGGCCCGAGCUGGGGGGCUGGGAGCCGAGCGGCGCCGUGCGCCUGAGGCCGGCGGGCACGGCGGCGGGCGCCGGGGCGCUGGCGCUGCAGGAGCCGGGCCUGUGGCUCGGGGAGGUGGAGCUGGCGCCCGAGGAGGCGGUGCUGGACGGGGUGGAGCCGGGCCGCGUGGACACGUUCUGGUACAAGUUCCUGAAGCGGGAGCCGGGAGGAGAGCUCUCCUGGGAAGGCAAUGGACCUCACCACGACCGUUGCUGUACUUAUAAUGAAAACAACUUGGUGGAUGGUGUUUAUUGUCUCCCAAUUGGACACUGGAUUGAGGCCACUGGGCACACCAAUGAGAUGAAGCAUACAACAGACUUCUAUUUUAAUAUUGCAGGCCACCAAGCCAUGCAUUAUUCAAGAAUUCUACCAAAUAUCUGGCUGGGUAGCUGCCCUCGUCAAGUGGAGCAUGUAACCAUCAAACUGAAGCAUGAAUUGGGGAUUACAGCUGUAAUGAAUUUCCAGACCGAAUGGGAUAUUGUACAGAAUUCCUCAGGCUGUAACCGCUACGCAGAGCCCAUGACUCCAGAUACCAUGAUUAAGCUGUAUAAGGAAGAAGGCUUGGUCUACAUCUGGAUGCCGACCCCAGAUAUGAGCACUGAAGGCCGAGUACAGAUGCUGCCACAGGCGGUGUGUCUCCUCCACGCACUGCUCGAGAAUGGACACAUCGUAUACGUGCACUGCAACGCCGGGGUCGGCAGAUCCACCGCGGCCGUGUGCGGCUGGCUCCAGUACGUGAUGGGCUGGAAUCUGAGGAAGGUGCAGUACUUCCUCAUGGCCAAAAGGCCGGCUGUGUACAUUGAUGAAGAAGCAUUGGUCCGGGCAGAAGAUGAUUUUUUUCAGAAAUUUGGGAAGGUUCGUUCUUCCAUAUAUAGUGUGUAGAUGGCCCAUCUGCCUCCCCACCCUCCCAAUGUCCUUAGGAACCUGGUUUCCUAAAGUGACAUUGCUGGAAUGACCUAGAAACAACGAUUCCACCAGAACUGAAAAGACUGGUCCCUUGGCUUUUCCCACAGCCCGCCUCCUUACAUCUGGGGCUGCCCUUCUAUUAUGCUUUGGUUGGACUGUAUUUUCUUAGAAAUAUUUUACAAUGGAAGCUGUGACUGACACAUGAGAAAAAGCCACAGGCAAAUGGGCCGUGCAGUGUUCUAGCAUCAGACAGAGAAGUAAUGCGUGAAGUCCCUGCUGCCUGCCCCAGACCAGCCCUUUGCUUUACAGAUGCUGGAUUUGUUGUGUGAAUUAACGACCACACCUUCUUGCUGCAUUGUAAUGUGACAGGCAGGGCUAUAGAUUUGAUCACUUGUGUGUUGAUACACACACACACACACACACACACACACGUGCAUUGCUUUCCUGCUCAACUGAAUUGAAAUGAUAAAAUGAGAGCUGGUCAGUUGCCGGAGAAGGGAAUAAGGGGAGAGGCCUGGACUAUGACAGAGGAAGAGCUUACGUGACUGAAAAGUGAUGGCUUUUUAGACUUCGUGUUGGCAUCCUGCUUCACAGUUGUGCAAGUUGGUUCCACGGAAUCACCUUUCUUCUCUACCCACAACCCUGUGUGACAACAGCAGUAGAGUUAGUGUCUCUCGGCCUAUUGUAAUUGAGGCUCGAGGAGCGCUGACAGCUUGGCCAAGGUCUCAUGGCUAGUCAGGGGCCAGCUGGUGUUUAAAACCCAUGUUUAGGUGACUCAGUGCUUACAACACAGCUUGUCACUUUGGCACAAUGUAAUGGAUUCUGUUUCUCUCAGAAUAAGGUCAGUUUUUCUGCAGCAGUUUCUACUGUGAGAAAUGGAACAUCAUUCUGAUUAGGUGCCAAAGAAUUUGGGAAAGUGGUUAUGUUUUGGGCAGCCUAAUUUAAAACAUGGUGGACUGUCUCCACACCCAAGUGGCCGAAGCCAUAGCUUACUAGAGGAGCUGUCCUAUUAAAAGAGCCCAGAUCCACGAAUAAUUGAAUAAUUGUUGCACAGCUUAGGAGUGGUCCUGUUUCAGCCCUCAGUUUAAAACAAUACAUAGUUACUGUGCCACCAGGUAGUGUGGCUCUCUACCCUAGGUUCAAGAGGAAAUACAAAGAAUAACACGACUUUGCCUUCAAAAAGCUCACAGCACAGAAACAGCCCUGUGUUCAGUCAACCAUACUGCAGGAUUGAACCAUGAAUGAUAUGCCAUAACAGGGGAAGGAGAAGUGACUUUGAUUGGGUGUCUCGUAUGUGCCAAGCGCUUUGCAGUUCUAAUUUAAGCUUUGCAGUACCCUAUGUGGGUGGGUACUUACCCCCCAUACCUCCCAUAUACAGAAGUGGAAGCAAAGGCUCAGAUAGUUAAAUCAACUGCCCAGCAGCACACGGUGAAUAAAUGGAUGAAAUGAAAUACAAAGCUCGGUUUGUCUGAUUCAGAGCCUAUUCUUUUUCUAUUAAACUACAGUGCUUGCUUAUCUUUCUGCUGCUUGUUUUCUUCCAUAAUUAUUUCUUGAUAGAUAUGGGAGACUGUGAAUUAGAAGGUAUGGGGGACACAUGGAGAAGUUCCCCCUAGAGUUCAGAGGAGGGAGGAUGUCCUCACUGUGGGACUCGCAGGAUGACUUGUAAUUUGUCAGAGAAGGCAGACAGCUCACAUUUCUCCUGCAAGUGUACAAAGUUAAAUUUAUAAGCCAGGAUUGAGUAUGAUGAAAUCUAGCUCCCUUGCUAAAAAUAACUAGAGAUAGCCAUUGUAUCCAAGUGACCCAUUUGUGGUAAUAAUGUGUUGUGUAAAACUUAAUCUUAAAAAUGGAGUAUUUGUAACUAAUUUUGUGUGUGUGUGUGUAUGUGUGUAUAUGUGUGUGAGAAUUUCUUUAAUGCCUAAGAAGUUUGGCUAUGUAACCCCUAGUAUAGAAAGACUCCUAUGGAUGGAUUUUCUCCUUUUUCUUCUGAUAGGCAAAAUCAGUUUAGGGCUAUUCAAGAAUGUUUUAGAAUAACCUCCCUUGUCCUCAAUAAAUGGAUGUUUGAUGUAUUUCAAAAUCACCUGGAAUUUUCUUAAAUAAAAGUAUUAAAAAUGA
Molecule: messenger RNA, 3147 nt
Organism: Hyaena hyaena (striped hyena)
Lineage: Eukaryota; Metazoa; Chordata; Mammalia; Carnivora; Hyaenidae
Gene: EPM2A
Product: EPM2A glucan phosphatase, laforin
Exons: 4
Coding region: 16-1011 (331 amino acids)
Biological process (GO): protein dephosphorylation
Cellular component (GO): cytoplasm; nucleus
Molecular function (GO): carbohydrate phosphatase activity; starch binding; protein tyrosine phosphatase activity
Source: RefSeq, a predicted model, not a curated record